Molecule: messenger RNA, 2622 nt
Organism: Lontra canadensis (Northern American river otter)
Lineage: Eukaryota; Metazoa; Chordata; Mammalia; Carnivora; Mustelidae
Gene: SFT2D3
Product: SFT2 domain containing 3
Exons: 1
Coding region: 48-695 (215 amino acids)
Biological process (GO): vesicle-mediated transport
Cellular component (GO): membrane
Source: RefSeq, a predicted model, not a curated record
CCGGAAGUGGGCACCAGCCCUCGCGUCCCUCGGCCGCUCCGGCCAGCAUGGCGGAUCUCCACCGCCAGCUGCAGGAGUACCUGGCGCAGGGUAAAGCUGGCGGGCUGACGGCCGCCGAGCCGCUGCUCGCUGCGGAAAAGACUGAGGAGCCCGCGGCGGGGGGCGGGCCGGCGGGGGCGUGGCUGGGCCGCGCGGGCCUGCGCUGGACGUGGGCGCGGGGCCCCGCGGAGCCAACGGUGGCUACAGGCUUGCCGAGUGUGACGCGCACACAGCGGCUGGCGGCCAGCGGCGUUUGCCUGCUGCUGGCCGCGCUCUGCUUCGGCCUGGCCGCGCUGUACGCGCCCGUGCUGCUGCUGCGCGCCCGCAAGUUCGCGCUGCUCUGGUCUCUGGGCUCGGCGCUGGCGCUAGCGGGCGGCAUGCUGCUGCGGGGCGGCGCGGCUUGCGGGCGCCUGCUGCGCGGCGAGGAGACGCCGUCGCGGCCUGCGCUGCUCUACGUGGCCUCGCUGGGCGCCACGCUGUACGCGGCGCUCGGGCUGCGCAGCACGUUGCUCACGGCGCUGGGCGCCUUCGUGCAGGUGGGCGCGCUGCUGACCGUGUUGUUCGGACUCCUGCCUUGGGGCGCAGGCACCGCGCUGCGAGUAGCGCUCGGACGCCUGACUCCCGGCGCCGGCCUUGCCAAGGCACUGCCGGUGUGAGAACCCCAGGGCUCGCGCCGCCGGAGAUGGCGCGGAGCCCUGCCCCGGGACCUGCCGUCGGGGGAGAGCGCGAAGCCUGCCCCGGGAUGCGCCGUAGGGAGACCACCGGGAGCCCGCCCGGGGUUCAGCGCGGACCGAGCGGAGCACUGCACCCGCCAGUUUCCCGAUCGCGCUGGGUAAAGGCUGCUCCGUUAUUGUGCCAGCGAACCUGUCAGCGUCUUGGAGCGGCCGUCCUAAAACGGAGACUCGAGCCGGUUCGGAAGCUCUUCGGUUUCAGCGUUUUCCCGUCUUACUCGGUAGCAUGUGCUAUAAAACGAGAUGUUGUCGUUGACUUGGGGAUAUGCUGUGAAAAACUUAUGGUAAAUUGCUUUUGCGUUAACCGUAGUUUCAGAUUGAGCGCAGUAAAAAAAGAAUGGCUCCUCAGUUUUAAUUAGCUGCUCUUGUGACUUUCCUCAGACUUCUUUUACCUUUUGUCGAUUAAAAAAAUCCAGUGGUAGAUUGUAGUAGGUUAGCUACAAUACGCUUCUGUUUUCUUUGGCUUAGAAAUUUUUUCCUCAUUCAUUGAGUGGAUUCUUAAGCGUAUCAAAUUAAACACUAAAUUUAUCCACCGGCUUUUAUUUAAGUACUUUAGUUAAGACGGUUUACCUCGGUUUUUUUUUUUUUUUUUUUUUUUUUUUUAGUGAAAUUGUAAAUAUGGUGCCUUACAAAAUUAAAGAUUGGCUCUGUAUUAGACCAUGAAAGCAAUGGACCAAAAAGGGAAAUGUCUUCCCCAAGAAGCAGGACAUUUCAGUGCUAUGAGAGGUCCCUGGGCAGAACUUGUGCUGGGGACUCCUGCUGGACGAGAGAAUUCUACAUCCAAAGUUGUAUAUUUGACGGAAAUCAUGGAUUUCUACAAAACCUAAUUAUCAUUCCUAGUUUUAUUACCUGCUUUUUAAGGUAUAAUUUACAUUUUGUAGGCUAAUUCCAGUGCACCGUAAGAAGCUUUUCCUUUUAGGUUCCUUUUAAAUUCAGCAUUGACUCUUGUCUCUGACUUUAUUGUAUAUGCUAAUGUAUUGCCAGAAAGUUCGGACUGGAUAUUCUGAUGAGUCCAAAAAACUACAUGUUUUGUUAGUAGCUAUAUAUUAACUAGAGAGUGGAGUAUUUAGAAUUUUUAAAUUCUGUGUCAGUGGUUCUCAGUUCACAUCAGAAUUACUUGAAGAGCAAAACCUCAGAUCAGCUCAAUCAGAAUCUUUGGGGUGGGUGGUAGGGUGGGGGGCAGACCCAGGCAUCAGUAUUUUUUUAGAGCUCUCCGGAUGAUUCCAUGUUCAGCUAAAGUUGAGAACCACUUUUCUGUGCACUGGAUUGCACAAUUUGAAAAUAAUUAUUUUCUGGGGCUGGAGUUCACUGUUGCCUAAACAGGUGUGUCAGGCAGCAAUGGAGCAUUGCCUCUUUGUUCCAAAACAGUUGUUUAUAUUCCUGGAUCCUGAUCAGUGUCCUAAGCCCUGCCCCAACUUCAUGAGGCCCCCAAUCCAGUAUUCUCUAAUUACUGCCCUAUUCUGUUAUCAGUAAACAGGGUUACUUACCUACCUCAAGAGGAAAACCAAGAGGGUGUUUGUAGUAAAAGCAAAUGUACUGUUUUCAGGGAGUGACUGACUUUUGUAACUGGAAGAACUUGGGCCAUUGACUGCUCCUUCUGUCCCUCAGUUAAAUAUCUGAUCUAGUUCUCCAUUUCUCUAGAAUUUGCACAAUGGAAGAUUUUACAGUAUUCAGUACAUUUUUAUGUUGAUGCUCUUACAUUUUUUAAAUUGUUUUCCAAACAUUGUCUCAAGAAUUCAAACACUGAAAAUCUAGCAUUUGUAAAAUUCAAAGCACAAUACCUUGUAUGUAUUUUGGUAAUGAUGUUUUAAAAUAUUCUAAAUAUUUAAUAAAUUACAGUGUAGAGAUUUCA